AACAAAAACUUUGUCAUCCUUCCUAUCUAAACAAGAACUCAAAAUUCAGCCCCUCCCUUUAAACUCGCAUUUCCCAACUCGCUGCUCUUCUUCUAGUUCUAUACAUGUAUGCAUAAACCAAGAAUUGCCCAUUUUUUGUUUCUUUUCAAGGCUCUCUAUUCCCUUUUCUUCUCAAAAUCAUAUCUUCUUUUUUUCUUGCCGGGUUUAAAGGGGUUUUUGGUGGCUGAAUUUCACUGAAAACGGUUCCGGUUUCCUUGAUUUCUGUUUGAUUUUCAGCUAUAAUUACUUAACUAUGGAUUCCGGGUCAAGUGGCGACGAACCCACUUCUUGGGAAGACCUCUGUAGUAUCAAUUUGAUGCCCUCGGAAUUGUUCUUGAAGUUUCGUAAAGAGUUGCAGGGCUUUCGAGUUGGUGUCAAUUUGGAGUUCUACAAUGCUCCAUGUAACGAAUACGAAGCCAAGCUUGUUCUGAAGCCAUUAUAUCCGAACCAGCGUUGGAAGUUUAUCUACGAGCCAAUCCGUCAAGACAUUCGUCUUCUUUCCAAAAAGAUUCCUGUUACCAAGUUUCUAAAUCUUCAGGUCGGUAUCGGACAUAAUUUUCAGAUGCACGCCACUGGUUGGAAAUGGAAGCUAACCACAUGUUUAGGUGGAGACGGUGUAUCUCGCAUACGAAACAAGUCAUCUAUUAGCCCAUUUCCAGGAUUGGAUUUCCGCUUCGGAUGGAGGGCAGAUUAUGUUCUUCCUGAAAUUACAGGGGCUCUAGGCACUGGUGAACCGUUGUUUAAUAUGAACUCGGGAAGAUUGGAAGCCUCACUUGAUAGAAUAGAGGCUAUUGUCACUCACGGUGAUGAAUCUUGAACAACACCCCCAUUGUGAAGUUGAGAAGGUGAAAAGUAUAGCAGCUUUAGUAUAAUUCAAAGCUUCUAAAAGAUGAAAAAAUUGCUAGUUUACUUUCUCAGGAUGACAAAUUUCACAAGUUGAUUUUGGAGCACUCUCUCAAAUUUUUCUCUUCCAAUUACUCACGUUUUCUUUUAUUUCAUUUUAGUUGUAAAUUUGAAAAUCAAUCAAGGUUAGGAAUCUUGAGGAAGAUGGAUACUUCUGUUACACAUUUGUUCCAAACAAGUAAAUGAAUUCAUCAUACAUAACAUGAUUA
Messenger RNA from Cucumis sativus (cucumber), 1151 nucleotides. RefSeq lists its product as hypothetical. The transcript has 4 exons. The record is from RefSeq and is a predicted model, not a curated record. NCBI's taxonomy places the organism in Eukaryota, Viridiplantae, Streptophyta, Magnoliopsida, Cucurbitales, Cucurbitaceae. The coding region runs from base 293 to 856 and encodes 187 amino acids.